Molecule: messenger RNA, 1977 nt
Organism: Fraxinus pennsylvanica
Lineage: Eukaryota; Viridiplantae; Streptophyta; Magnoliopsida; Lamiales; Oleaceae
Source: the annotation of a GenBank genome assembly
AUGACGUUGAGGACGUCGCGCCGCGUCGUUGUCACCAUGGAAGCAUAUCAGAGCCUCUUCGCGUGCAGACGCAGCGGCUGCGCUUUACGACAAUCUGCACCAAAGCCUCUGUGCGCGAUCUGCAACUGCAACAACGAUCUGCAAUGGAUCUUUGUUGGAGUGGUGAAUAUAUGGGUGUGUGUGCAGUGGCGUCGUAACGACAUUCCAGUACGUCCUAGAGUUCUCUUAAUCUCUCUCCGUUCCUCCAAAAAUAGAAUGGCAGAACAAGCAUACACUGUGGCAUCUGAUGGUGAAAAUACGGGAGAGGAAAAAUCUUCGUCUCCUUUCUCAGAAAUUGCAAUUGGAAUUGACAUUGGCACCUCUCAAUGUAGUGUGGCAGUUUGGAGUGGCUCUAAGGUGGAGCUCCUCAGAAAUACCCGACACCAGAAGUUGAUGAAGUCAUAUGUUACCUUUAAAGAUGAGGUUCCUGCAGGUGGUGUAAGCAAUCAACUGGCUCAUGAGUACGAGAUGUUAUCUGGUGCUGCCAUUUUCAACAUGAAACGUCUAAUCGGUAGAGUUGACACGGACCCUGUUGUUCAUUCAAGCAAAAGCCUCCCAUUCCUGGUGCAGACCUUAGAUAUUGGUGUCAGGCCGUUCAUUGCGGCAUUAGUGAAGAACAUGUGGAGGUCGACUACUCCAGAAGAAGUUCUUGCAAUAUUUCUUGUCGAAUUAAAAGUCUUGGCAGAAAUGCAGCUCAAGCGUCCAAUACGAAAUGUUGUCUUGACCGUUCCUGUAUCAUUUAGCCGAUUCCAAUUGACCCGUAUUGAAAGAGUUUGUGCCAUGGCUGGACUUCAUGUUCUAAGAUUGAUGCCUGAACCGACUGCUGUUGCCUUGUUAUAUGCGCAGCAGCAGCAGCAGAAUGUGCACGAGAGUAUGGGCAGUGGAAGUGAAAAGAUUGCACUUAUAUUCAAUAUGGGUGCGGGUUUCUGUGACGUAGCUGUCACUGCAACAGCUGGAGGAGUAUCACAGAUACGGAGUUUGGCUGGAAGUACCUUGGGAGGGGAAGACUUACUGCAGAACAUGAUGCGUCACCUCUUACCGGAUAUGGAUAGUUACUUCUCGAGACACGGGAUUGAAGAAAUACGGGAAAUGGGGUUGCUUCGAGUUGCAACCCAGGAUGCAAUCCACACACUCUCGACCCAACCUAGUGUGCAAAUUGAUGUUGACUUGGGAAAUGGAAGAAAAAUAUACAAGGUCCUUGACAGGAAGGAAUUUGAGAAAGUCAAUCGGAAUGUGUUUGAAAAAUGUGCAAGCCUUGUCAACCAAUCCUUACACGAUGCAAAGAUAGAAGUAGAUGACGUAAAUGAUGUAAUUCUUGUUGGUGGUUGCUCAAAUAUCCCAAUUAUACGGAAUAUGGUUAUGGAUAUAUGUAAGAAAGAUCUUUACUCGGGAAUGAAUCCGAUGGAGGCUGCAGUGCGUGGGGCAGCACUGGAAGGUGCAGUGGCUUCUGGAGUGAAUGAUCCUUUUGGGAGUUUGGACCUGCUAACAAUUCAAACAACUCCACUGAGCAUCGGAAUUCGAGCAGAUGGAAACAGCCUCGUACCCAUUAUACCGAAAAAUACCACAAUGCCAACAAGAAAAGACGUGAUUUUCACUACAGUACAUGAUAACCAAGCUGAGGCACUAAUAAUCAUCUACGAGGGCAAUGAGAAAGCAGUUGAAAACAAUCAUCUUUUAGGGUAUUUUAAGAUCAUAGGGAUACCUCCAGCUCCAAAAGGUAUACCAGAGAUUAAUGUGUGCAUGGAUAUUGAUGCUUCAAGUGCUCUGAGAGUUUUUGCUGGGGUCAUUAUGCCCGGGGAGCAGAAUCCUUCGACUCCCUUUAUGGAAGUAAGGAUGCCAACAGUUGAUGAUGGGCAUGGUUGGUGUGCUGAGGCUCUAAACAGAACUUAUGGUUCGACUUUAGAUUUGGUGACAGUGCAAAAGAAAGUACAGCACUGA